Helianthus annuus (common sunflower) is the source of this 1281-nucleotide messenger RNA. Its product is annotated as glutamic acid-rich protein-like. The coding region runs from base 1 to 1281 and encodes 426 amino acids. NCBI's taxonomy places the organism in Eukaryota, Viridiplantae, Streptophyta, Magnoliopsida, Asterales, Asteraceae. The transcript is spliced from 3 exons. Gene Ontology annotation, molecular function: zinc ion binding; nucleic acid binding. The record is from RefSeq and is a predicted model, not a curated record.
AUGAUGGUGAUGAUGAUGAAUCAGGAACAGAAGUCAAAGGAGAUGAAGAAGAAGAAGAUGAAGGAGGAGGAGGAGGAGGAGAAGGAGGAGGAAAAGACGAAGGAGGAGGAACAAAAAAAGGAAAAGAAUCAGAAGAAAUAUGAGAAGGAGAAGAGGAAGAAACAGAAGAAGUACGAGGAAUCUCAAAGAUCGUCUCAAAAAAUUGAACAUGUCGAGACGUUCGUUCAAAUUGUUGCAACCACUGAACAAUUCGCCGAUCUAGAAACAACGACGCUAGAUGAAACAAUUGAAAGAUUGAAAGCCUACGAAGAAAGGACCAAUCUGGUGGAUGAAAACCUCGUAGACAAUCAAGAGAAACUUAUGUUUACACAACGCGACAAGAACUAUGGUCGUGGAAGCCGUUUUGGAAACCAUGGACAAGGAAGGUUCAAUUCAUCACAAGGCAAGUGGCGUGAUGAAAAGUUUAGACAGGAAGAAAGAGGCAGAAGUAUCUCACGUGAUGAUUCCAAGAACAAGGACGAAGGUUAUGAUAGGAGGAAUAGAAACCCUAGAGAUCAAAAUCGCUUCAAGAAAGAUAUGAGAGAAGUGGAGUGUUACAAUUGCCAUAAGUUUGGACAUUAUGCGUCUCAGUGCCAGAAAGCAAAACAAGCACAGGAAGAAUCACACUUGUUAGAAGAGGACGAGGAACCAACACUUUUGAUUGCAAUUACAGAAGAAGAAAGUUCAGAAACAGAAAGUGAUAUGAAAAGAGAAUUAGAAUCUUGGAAGUUUGAUAUGCUCCAGGAUUUUGAAAUAAAGAAACAAGAGUUCGAGACUGAGAUGAAAAACAGAGAAAUACAUUUUGAAAGGCAAAUGCAUGAAAGGGAAACACCAUUUGCAGAAAAGAUGAGCAUAGAAAUUAAAAAGUUGAAGUCAGAAAGCAUACAGAAACAUGAAGUAGUUCGUGAUAUACCAUCUAAAGACGAACCUGACAUAGACAUAGAAGAUGACACGCAUGUUAAAGAUGGAGAUAUUCAAACGUGUGUAAACAUCAAAGAAUUUGCUCAUGUUCAAAACAAAGGUUGUGUUGCAAUUGUUGGAGAAUCAGAUCAAGAAGUCAAGCAAGUGACCGGUAGAAAACCGAAGUUUAAAGACAAGGAUCUUCUACAACAAAUUCGUGAAAAAGAUGGAGAAGCACAUGAUGGCAAUCAAGUCACGGAGAAGGAUCAUGGUGCAAAUAAAGAAGAUCAAGUAGAGGAUGAAGACUUCAUUCUCUUGAAGAAUGAAGAUGCUAAAGCAUGA